Fusarium sp. VM40 is the source of this 708-nucleotide messenger RNA. NCBI's taxonomy places the organism in Eukaryota, Fungi, Ascomycota, Sordariomycetes, Hypocreales, Nectriaceae. The record is from the annotation of a GenBank genome assembly.
AUGGUGCUCAUUUCCCAGGUCAUAUCGGGCCUCGCUUUUGCUGCAGGUGUGCUUGGAUCGCCCAUCGAGCGUCGGGCUGUUAUCAGCCACGACGCUGUCGUCGGAUUCCCGCAGACAGUCCCAUCAACCACUGCUGGAUCGCUUUACCUCAAGUACAAACCAUUCCUUAAAGUAUUCAAUGGAUGCGUGUCCUUCCCUGCGGUCGACAGCCAGGGCAAUACCGGUGCAGGACUAAACCCGACUGGUUCCUCUAAUGGAGGUUGCAGCAGCAGUACCGGACAGGUCUAUGCACGAGGCCAGGCCUACAAUGGCCGCUAUGCCAUCAUGUACUCCUGGUAUAUGCCGAAGGAUUCACCCUCAACAGGCCUAGGACACCGACAUGACUGGGAAAAUGCUGUCAUCUGGCUGUCUAGCGAGAGCACAAGUGCUACUGUGGUUGGCAUGGCAGUUUCUCAGCAUGGUGGAUACGACAGAAGGGCUUCGGGUACCUUCUCGGGCAACAGUCCCCUAGUAGGAUAUACUGCCAACUGGCCGACUAACCAUGAAAUGAUCUUCACCAAUGACCAGGGUGGCCAGCAGCCUUUGAUCGCCUGGGAGAGCUUGACUGCUGCAGCUCGUACAUCUUUGACGAACACCGACUUCGGCAGUGCCAACGUUCCCUUCAAGGAUGGCAGCUUUGAGUCCAACCUGGGCAAGGCGGUUAUUUAG